Messenger RNA from Lycium barbarum (goji berry), 1126 nucleotides. RefSeq lists its product as uncharacterized. The transcript is spliced from 8 exons. Gene Ontology annotation, molecular function: pyridoxal phosphate binding; catalytic activity; molybdenum ion binding. Bases 153 to 1082 code for a protein of 309 amino acids. The record is from RefSeq and is a predicted model, not a curated record. Lineage: Eukaryota; Viridiplantae; Streptophyta; Magnoliopsida; Solanales; Solanaceae.
ACCUUAGGUAAGACAAAACGAAUGAAGCCAAAGGAGGCGACAAGGAACCGGAUAAGCUGAAAAUGCUAAGUUGAUCAAGCUUUUUCAUUCACAUUUUCUUGAACAACUGAAAGUACCUAAGUGAGAAAGUUCAUUUUCCUUUCUUUGUCGGUAUGGCAGAUGGUAAAGAAGUAGCAGCUGCACAAGUUAAAUCAAUUUUCAUAUACCCAGUGAAAUCAUGCCGUGGCAUUUCAGUUUCUGAAGCACCCCUUUCUUCUACUAGAUUUCGAUGGGAUCGGCAGUGGGUAGUUGUAAACUCAAAAGGCAGAGCAUGUACUCAAAGAGUAGAGCCGUCGCUUGCUCUAGUCGAGGUUGAACUGCCUAAUGAAGCAUUAGCAGAGGGCUGGGAACCAAAUCCAAGCUCAUUUUUAGUGAUAAGAGCCCCUGGUAUGGAUGUGCUGAAAGUCCCACUGGUUGAACCAUCUGAAGUAGCAAACGGUGUCUCAGUGUGGGAAUGGUCUGGCUCUGCUUUGGAUGAAGGAGAUGAAGCAUCAAACUGGUUUUCCAAAUAUCUAGGGAAACCUAGUCGUCUCGUACGUUUCAAUGAAGUAUCAGAGUCUAGACCUACCGACGCAAAUUUUGCUCCUGGGUACAAAAUAAAAUUUAAUGAUGCGUAUCCCUUCCUCCUUAUAUCCCAGAAAUCACUGGAUGUAUUAAACGAACAACUCAAGGAGCCUGUUUCAAUUAACCGCUUCAGACCGAAUAUCCUCGUUGACGGAUCCGAUCCAUUUUGUGAAGAUUUAUGGAAGGAUAUCAAAAUAGGUGAAAAUACAUUUGGUAGCACAGAGCUAUGCUUUCGCUGCAAGGUCCCUACAAUCAAUCAAGAAACCGCAGAAGCAGGUCCCGAGCCAAGUGAAACGCUCAUGAAGUUCCGUUCAGAUAAAGUCUUAAACACAAAUAAGAAACAGCAAGGACGAAUUUACUUUGGUCAGAAUUUUGUGUGGGUUGAUUCCCUUGCACAAGAGAAGAGAAAGACUGUCAAAGUGGGAGAUCCUGUUUAUGUCCUCAAGAUGGUUUCAUCCUAUGUUGAUGUAUCUGUGUGAGACUACUUUUAUCUGUCACGUGAUGUAGAAUAGUGAAUUGGUAC